This is a messenger RNA of Pseudopipra pipra, 1636 nucleotides long. RefSeq names its product adenylate kinase 3 (gene AK3). The transcript is spliced from 5 exons. Gene Ontology annotation, molecular function: AMP kinase activity; ATP binding. Gene Ontology annotation, biological process: nucleobase-containing compound metabolic process. The coding region runs from base 830 to 1405 and encodes 191 amino acids. NCBI's taxonomy places the organism in Eukaryota, Metazoa, Chordata, Aves, Passeriformes, Pipridae. The record is from RefSeq and is a predicted model, not a curated record. Gene Ontology annotation, cellular component: mitochondrion; cytoplasm.
UGCAGCAUGGUCUGUGUUUGCAUAUAGUACUGCUUGUAUGAGGUAAUUGUGUGUUAUUCUUGCUCUGUAGUCCUAGCUUGACCUCUGGCCUCUGUUGAAAUGCCACAGCCCCUAUCUGUGGUGAAUUUUUGCAAUGAUGAAAGGUCCCCUCCUGACUUCCAUGCCUGCUUUUCUUCAUAGUGGGGUGAGAAACCUUGUAAGAACCAUUUCAGGUUGCAUAUGAUGAAGUAAGAGUAUUGUUAUUUCCAACACUUUAAAGCUGUAGAGUAUUACAUUCACCUGUGAGUAUGACAGUAGUAUUACCCUUGGGUAACUGGCAGUCUGUUUAAUUUUGGAAACUCAUAAGCAUGUUUGAAGUUGAAAAAUUGUCUGCAUUGCAAAAUCAGUUGUGAUGUGAUUUCCCCAUCUCUUUACACAAAUUCUGUUUGCCCAGUAAGAACAAUGACUUUGGCACAGUGACCAGCUUUACUACAAUUGAUAUCCACAAGUUAAGCAUUUGCUAUGAACACCACCUGUGCAGGCAUAUCUGAUCAUAUUAAUGCUAUUUCUGUCUGUUUGGUUGCACAAUCAAAAGUUUUUAUUUACCAAGGGUCACAAAACUGUUCUGUUAUGACAUUUCAGUGUAAGACCUAGUGGGGCCAUUUUGGAAAAUGAAGGAAAUGUGUUAUUUUUACCAAGUGCUUUGGAGUUUACUAAAUAUUUUAAGUUUUGUGCUCUUUCAAUAUAUCUUGGAAGCAAGAUCAUAAAGCACCAGAAUCAAGCUGAAGGAUGUGUGAGAAGAGAAAAUUGCAAGAGGAAAUACUGCGUUGCUUGAUUCGAGGAGGGAGCCAUGAAGUGGUGGAAAGAAGUGAAUAGGCAAAGAAUUCUAGAAGUUGGAAUCCUUGCCAAGUCCUACAUUGAUCAAGGGCGGCUUAUUCCAGAUGACAUCAUGACACAACUAAUGCUGACUGAGCUAAAAGGUCUAGAUCAGUACAACUGGCUGUUGGAUGGUUUCCCCAGAACAGUUGCUCAGGCAGAAGCCCUGGAUAAAGAAUGUCAUGUAGACACUGUGAUUGACCUAGAUGUGCCAUUUGAGACCAUAAAGUGUCGGCUCACAGCACGUUGGAUCCACCCUGCCAGUGGCAGAGUCUACAAUCUUGAAUUCAGUCCACCCAAAGUGCAGGGCAUCGAUGAUAUUACUGGUGAGCCACUUGUUCAGCGUGAUGAUGACAAGCCAGAGACGGUUAGUAGGAGGCUGCAGGCUUAUGAUGCACAAACAAAACCUGUUUUAGAAUAUUAUCGGGAAAAAGGGUUAUUGAAAUCCUUUUCUGGAACAGAAACCAAUAAGAUCUGGCCGCAUAUCUAUGCUUUCCUUCAAACCAAGUUGCCAGAUGUGAGCCAGAAAAAUGCUGCCACUCCCAGGUGAAAAUAGGUCAGACUUCUGCUCAUCUGUCAUAGCUCACUCUUGAUUACAUGAGACUCAGCCAUCAAGGAUUUUUCCACGUAGCUACCAGACUGAUCAAUAAUUAAAGUCCAAUGCUGUCUUUAACUUAUAUUAUGAUAGAAUUGUGAUGCCUGUGGUUCUCACUUUAGUGCUAUAUUUUUUUUAUAUUAAAUAUACCUAAUUUUUAAAAUAUAGUAACUAACUUUAACAAAA